Cannabis sativa is the source of this 2099-nucleotide messenger RNA. Its product is annotated as glucan endo-1,3-beta-glucosidase 9. Gene Ontology annotation, molecular function: hydrolase activity, hydrolyzing O-glycosyl compounds. The record is from RefSeq and is a predicted model, not a curated record. Bases 343 to 1794 code for a protein of 483 amino acids. Gene Ontology annotation, cellular component: plasma membrane. The transcript is spliced from 2 exons. Lineage: Eukaryota; Viridiplantae; Streptophyta; Magnoliopsida; Rosales; Cannabaceae. Gene Ontology annotation, biological process: carbohydrate metabolic process.
UAUUAUACCAGAUAAUACAACUUCAAAUGAAUGGAUGGGGUAUUAGAAUGGGCCCUUAUUCGAACAAAAACACACACACACACUUACUUGUGUGGAAGCACAAACAAGCCCAUACCAUAUGUCCCAAAUGGGAAAUGCAUAGGAAAGUAGCUGAGAAGAGUUUCAGAGAAUGAAAUCAAAGCCAACACAACACUGUUCCUUAGCUUAGCUGUAACCUUAAAUCAUUUUCAACAUAACAACAAACACAAGAAACAACCCCAUAAAAGCUUUCCCGCACUAACUCUUGUCUUUCUCCUACACCAAAAACCCUCCUCACUCUUCUUCUUCUUCUACUUCUCUCUAAUGCACCCAAAUCGUUGCCUGUUCAUCCUCCUUUUCUUGACCCUCUAUGGCUUUCAGGGCUCCUCUUACAAGGCCACAGCACUGGGAGUUAACUGGGGUACCAUGGCCUCCCACCCUCUUCCACCCCCAAAGGUGGUGGAGCUUCUAAAGUCAAACAACUUCACCAAAGUCAAGCUCUUUGACGCUGACCCACUUGUCCUUGAAGCUCUUUCUGGCUCUAAUAUUCGUGUCACCGUUGGCAUUCCAAAUACCAUGCUUAAAAGCUUGAACUCUUCAAAGAAAGCUGCUGAGAGUUGGGUACAUGACAAUGUCACUCGUUAUGUUUCAAAUAGCGGCAGCCGAGUUCGAAUUGAAUAUGUUGCAGUGGGAGAUGAACCGUUUCUUCAAACUUAUGGAGAGCAGUUUUAUCCUUUUGUCAUUGGAGCAGCCAUCAAUGUUCAAAAUGCUUUGCUCAAAGCUAAGUUGGAGAGCAUGGUGAAGGUAGUAGUUCCUUGUAGCUUUGACGCUUUCCUUUCAGAAUCCGAGCUCCCUUCAAAAGGGCAUUUUCGAGCUGACAUUAACAAAACCAUGAUUCAUUUGCUCACAUUUCUAACCAAGCAUAGCUCUCCCUUCUUUGUUACCAUCUCACCAUUCUUAAGUCUCCACCAAAACAAAAACAUUUCUCUCAACUUUGCUCUAUUCAAAGACACUGCAAAAUCUCGUAAUAACAGCCACCGAGCAUACAAAAACAGCUUUGAUUUGAGCUAUGAUACUCUGGUUACGGCUUUGUCAAGUGUAGGAUUCUCCAGAAUCGGUAUUGUUGUGGCACAGAUCGGUUGGCCAACAGAUGGAGCAGCCAAUGCUACCUCGGCCAAUGCAGAAACCUUUACAAGAGGCUUGAUGGAGCACCUUCACAGCAAAUUGGGGACCCCAUUGAGACCUAAAGAUCCACCGAUUGAUACAUACAUACUUAGUCUCUUAGAUGAGGAUCAAAGAAGUAUAGCUGCUGGAAGCUUUGAGAGACACUGGGGUCUCUUCACUUUUGAUGGGCAAGCCAAGUAUCAAUUUGAUUUCGGCCAAGGCUCAAAAAACCUUGUGAACGCACAAAAUGUUGAGUACCUUCCACCAAAAUGGUGUGUGGUGAACAACAACAAGGACUUAUCUAAUGCAAGCGCGAGUGCGUUGCAGGCUUGUUCUUCUGCUGAUUGUACUGCAUUGUCUCCUGGAGGAUCUUGUUCCAAUAUCACUUGGCCGGGGAACAUAUCCUACGCGUUUAACAGUUACUAUCAACAGCAUGAUCAAAGUGCUGCUAGCUGUGACUUUGGUGGGCUAGGAUUAAUCACAACCAUGGAUCCUUCUGUGGGUAAGUGUAGAUUUCCUGUCGAAUUAUGGACAUCUCAUUCUCAUUCUUUUCAGAGGGCAUCUGUUCUUAGGACUACAAUCUUGCUAGUGGCAGCCAUUUUGGUAACGUGAAACCUUUUAGCAUAGAAAAUUGAUUAGUAUAUAAGGGCAUUUUCUAAGUUCAAGGCCCAUUCUUGCAAGGGAGUAUCUAAGUUUUGUGAAGCGAGGAUUAAAUAUUCAUGAUAUCUCCCAUUUGAAGCAACUUUUGAAAUGACAAAAGGAGUUUUGGUGAUGAAACAUCAUUUCAUGUAGUGUAUAUGAAUUUAUGUAUGUAUCCCCUUGAAUUGGUUGGUAUCGUUUUUUAUGAUUGUAAUUCUUUCUUUAUAUUAAAUUGUUUUGGAUUUUACUAUGAAAUUUACAGCCUAAUUUCUCUCUCA